Molecule: messenger RNA, 1029 nt
Organism: Beta vulgaris subsp. vulgaris (sugar beet)
Lineage: Eukaryota; Viridiplantae; Streptophyta; Magnoliopsida; Caryophyllales; Amaranthaceae
Exons: 2
Coding region: 1-1029 (342 amino acids)
Molecular function (GO): nucleic acid binding; zinc ion binding
Source: RefSeq, a predicted model, not a curated record
AUGUUCCAUGGUAAAAUUGGGUACAUGGGUCUCAUGCGAAAACUCAAGAAAAAAUGGAGUCUGAAGGGUGAUGUAACCCUCACUGACAUUGGUUUCAAGUUCUACAUUGCGCGUUUCACUAUUGUUGAGGAUUACCAACAUGUUUUAACACAAGGGCCAUGGAUGAUUGAUGAUAACUAUCUUACGAUUCGUAAGUGGGUUCCUAAUUUUAUUCUUGAUGAUAAUCCUCCCAAGAUCCUCACUGCUUGGGUUCGUAUUCCUAAUUUAGCAGUGGAAUACUUUGAUAGUGCAUUUCUCACGAAAGUAGGCUCAAAAAUUGGAAAAGUCCUGCGGAUUGACCAGACUACAGUGCAAGCAGUAAGAGGUCAGUUCACCAGGUUAAGUGUGGAAAUAGACUUGACUAAACCUCUCAUAGCCAAAUUCUGGUUGAAGGGCUGCGUUUGGAGAAUUCAAUACGAGGGAUUACACAUGAUCUGCUUCAAUUGUGGCUGUUGGGGUCAUAACCAAUCUGAAUGCCCUAAUUCCACCAGUGUUCUGGCUCAAAAUCUGGAAUCUAGUACUGACAAUAUCAUAUCUUAUGAAGUUGAUAGGAUGGACCAUAAUAUAACUCAUGGGACGAGAUUUUUGGCUCUCGCUGAGACUAUCCAGGAGGAAUCAGUUAGGCCUAUAAUUAAGGAAGGGGAGGAUAAUUCCUCCACAGCCAGCCUGGCGUCUGGUUCGCAAGAUCCUAUCAAUCUAGGGGAUUCUUCUCAAUCUCUUCCCAAUAUCCUGCCAGCCACGCAAUCAUUCAAUUUCGGCCUGAAUCCAAAAUCUAUCCUAAAAAGUUUGAAGACUACCCCUAAAUCCAAGGCCAAUAUGGAAAAGAAAAAACUUUCCCGUCCUUCUAGGGCUUCAGUGCUUAGUGAGUCUACGUCCGCAAAAGCCAACCAAACGCUGAAAAAGCCAUCCCAUACUCCCUUCACUGGCAAAGAAAAUUUUGACGCCAACAAAGUUCCAACCACCAGACUUGAACAUCAUGACCUCCAAUGA